Molecule: messenger RNA, 4950 nt
Organism: Linum trigynum
Lineage: Eukaryota; Viridiplantae; Streptophyta; Magnoliopsida; Malpighiales; Linaceae
Source: the annotation of a GenBank genome assembly
CUCAGCUUUUUGAUUUUAUAUUACCUACUCUCUCGAAUCUCGAUUAUGAUACGAGAUUAACGUUUCCUUCCCUUACCUCUGGGAUUUUGUAAGUAAUUUAUAGCUCAACCCUAGAAAGGUAGCUAGCUACCUUCUUCUACAAAUUGCUAAUUAAAUUAGUGAAAAUGGUGAUGAUGCAAUAUCUCUGUUCCACCUCUUCCAAAUUAGAUGCCAACCACCUUGCUAAGUACUUGAUAUUUUCUUCUUAAUAUGAGACAACUUCAUUUCAAUCGGGAAGUGGUUGUGGUACAUGGUAGACCUUAUUGAGUCCGGUCGGACGAGCGGGUUCCGUUUUCUCUGAAACUUUAGCUACCCGAUCGAUCUGUUUGUUUUUUACUUCUCGAUGUGAAGUCAUAUAGCAAUUCGACCAGUUGUAUUCAGAAAAAUCAAUACAUGUAACAUGUCAAGAGGUAAGGACCAUCGCUCUUGCACCAUUGGAUGUAUUAAUCAGCCAUGAUUUCACAACUUGAAUGAAUAAUCGAGGCGAUGACAGAAUGUGUUGUCCUGCCAAUCAUUACAAUAAAGACUCUAACUUCUGCUACAAUCGUUGCUCUGCAUGAAAAAUGUGGUUGCUAUCCACGAAAACCCUGGAUCAUGAGAGUUUUUCACUAUAACCAUACAAAUUGCUAUUUGAAAGCUCAUUUGGAUGCUUAUUCAUAUUCUUGCUUCCCCCCACAAUCUCAUUAGGGACUCCAAUAACGUCCUUCACAAAUUGAUGUGUGUCUUGCAUAAAUAUUGAAGAAACUAUAACGAAAUAAUUUCCAUUUGACUACAUGUUCUCUAUCUCUGAGCGUUGGUUUUUGUUUUGAGUUUUAAUAUAGGAUAUGACAAAUAAGAAACAUCAUUUGAUUUGAUGAUACAUCUUAGGGGUCAAGUUGCGAUUGUUAAAUAGAUGUAUUGUUGAAAAUGCAUGUAUAAUAUUAUACAUAUAUUGUCGAAUUUGAUGCAUUGUAGAAUACAACGUUUGGUAUGUGUGAUUGUGUAUGUCGCAUCAGUUAAAAGCUAAGACAAAACAAUCUCAACUCAAUUAUCUCAACAAUCACAACUAAAAAUUGAGAUAUAACAAUCACUCAAAAUGAGUGAUAGUUUCUGUCACAUCAUAGAAACAAUUCAUGUAUUGUUUCUGCUAAAAAAAUAAAAUAAAAACGAUGGAUUGUAAACAAUACAUGCAUAGAUGAUACAACAACGACAACAAUAUUAAAAUUAAGAAGGAUUCCAACUAAAGCCAACCUAAUACACUAUUUCCCAGUCUUUGACCUCCUCCCUAGAUUAAAAAAUAAAAAUUAAAACCAAAAUAAAAACUAACCCAAGUGGUUUAGGGCCAUCAGCUCCGGUAACGACGUGGCAGAUAGAGACUGGCUAUUUUCUCUAAUUGCAACUCUCCUUCUUCCUUUCCUUUCCUUUCCCUUCUCCCCCGCCCUCUCAAAUGGAGUGAGCCACCAAAUCAGAGAAAACAAAGCAACAAACCUAAACCCCAUUUUCCGGCCACCAUAAAAUAGCCAGAGAAAGCUUCAUUCUUUCUGCCCCCCUCAAAAUCCCAGAGAUCGAUAACUCGGGAAAUGGCGAAUGCAAACGCAAGCGGAAAUGGGAAGCUAGCCUUCGUCUUUCUCGGCAAUCAAACACCCUUCUCUGAGACUGAGCCCUUUUCGCUACACGUCUAAUUAAUUAGCAACAAUGGGGGGACUUAAGGUGUUGGAGAAGUUCAAGAGCGCCCAGGUUCAUGCCUUCACUAAUACUACUGCCGCUACUCCGCCGGGGACUCCGUCCAGGGCCAUAACGUCGUCGUCUUCGAAGUCCAAGUGCGCCGGCGGCGACGGUAGUGCUUCUUCGUCCCAAUCUCAGUAUCAAUCUCUGCUCCUUCCCUACGGCCUACCCACCACUGAACUUCUAGAGCCCAGAAUCGAGCCCUGCUUGAAACCCGUCGACUCCGUCGAUUCGUUAGCUGACCUCUACCGCCGGCUCGCCGUUUCCAGCCCUUCCGAUAAAUCCACUCUACUCAUGGAGCAGUUCUCGCUUUCUCCUUGCUUGGUCGAUCCCAAGCUCCCCCGCAAGUGCCUCUCCGCCGCCAGGCAGCACGCUGUUGAUGUUCACUCCAAGGUCGUCCUCUCUUCCUGGUUGAGAUUCGACCGCAGGGAUGACCAGCUCGCCGGCGUCUCCCCCAUGGAUUGUCGUAAUUGUUUCCUGGAGUGUCCAUCCGCCGCCCUAGUUUCUGGGUACGAUCCCAAUUCGGUCAACGAUCGAUGCCGAUGCAGCGGUGAUACCGCCGCCGCCGCCGCGGCGGUGGUUAUUACUGACUGUCACGAGAACAGCGGUGGUGAUGUCGUGUUCUGCAUUAAUGGAGAAACCGUGCGUUGCGUGAGAUCGAGGAUCGCUGCUCUCUCACCCCCGUUGAAGGCGAUGCUGUAUGGCAGCUUCGUAGAGUCGAGGAAGAGAAGGAUCGAUUUAUCCAAGAGCGAUAUCUCCAUUGAAGGAAUGAGAGCAGUGGAGAUUUACAGCAGAAUUAACAGAGUCGAUUCCUUCUCACCGGAGAGAGUCCUGGAGCUGCUCUCCUUCGCCACCAGAUUCUGCUGUGAGGAGCUGAAAUCCACCUGCGAUCAACAUCUAGCUUCCAUGGUCCGCAGAAUGGAAGACGCUAUAAUCCUGAUCGAUUACGGUCUGGAGGAAUCAGCCACUCUCCUCGUAGCUUCUUGCGUACAGGUAAUCCUCAGGAACAUCCCCAGCUCACUCUCAAACCGUAAAGUACUCCGAAUCCUCUGUGGCUCUAGAGCUAGGGAAAGAAUAUCAAUGUUAGGCCACCCUGCAACUUUCCUGCUAUACUAUUUUCUCAGCCAAGUAGCCAUUGAAGAGAGCAUGGCAUCCAACAUCACGGUCAUGUUGCUCGAAUCCAUGCUCGAAUUCGGGGUCGAGAAAUGGCAGAAGGCUCUCGCAGCUCACCAAUUGGGCUGUGUGAUGCUCGAGCGACGAGAGUUCAAGAACGCUCAAUCAUAUUUCGAAGCAGCAGUUGAUUUAGGCGGCCACGUUUACUCUCUGGCUGGUGUUGCACGAGCCAAGUACAAACAAGGCCAGCAGUAUUCUGCUUUCAGGUUGAUGAACUCGUUGGUCUUUGAGCAUAAACCGGUUGGAUGGAUGUAUCAGGAGAGGUCUCUGUAUGGCCUUGGCCGAGAGAAGCUCAUGGAUUUGAACACUGCAACCGAGCUCGAUCCAACCUUAUCGUUUCCUUACAAGUUUAGAGCAGUGAAGAAAGUGGAGGAGAGGAAGAUGUCGGAUGCUAUAUCGGAGAUUAAUAAGUACAUUGGGUUCAAGCUCUCAGCUGAUUGUCUCGAGCUACGAGCUUGGUUGUUCAUCGCGAUGGAGGAUUACGAUAGCGCUCUAAGAGAUCUUCGAGCAAUGCUGACACUGGAACCUAAUUAUAUGAUGUAUAGAGGGAAGAUGUGUGCUAGUUAUGUGGUUGAGCUAGUGAUCAGCUGCGGCCGGGUGGUUCAGCAUUGGAGCUUGGCUGAUUGCUGGAUUAAGCUUUAUGAGAGAUGGUCUAGCGUUGAUGAUGUUGGUUCUCUGGCUAUCUUACAUCAGAUGCUUGUCAAUGAUCCUACUAACAGCCUGCUGAGGUUUCGACAGUCUUUGCUUCUUCUUAGGUUGAACUGCCCAAAAGCUGCAAUGAGCUGCUUGCGCUUGGCGAGAAACCAUGCAGCUUCUGAACACGAGAGGCUGAUUUACGAAGGAUGGAUUCUCUAUGACAUCGGUCACAGGGAAGAAGCGCUUUCCAAAGCCGAGAAAUCCCUUCACAUACAGAGAUCAUUUGAAGCUUUCUUCCUGAAAGCUUACAUUUUGGCUGAUACAAACUUGGAUCCUUUGUCUUCAUCUCACGUCAUUCAACUCUUGGAGGAAGCUCUCAAAUGCCCAUCGGAUGGUCUACGAAAAGGGCAGGCAUUAAACAACUUGGGGAGUAUGUACGUCGACUGCGGGAAGCUGGAUAAGGCUGCAGACUGCUACACGAAUGCACUCAGCAUCAAGCACACGAGAGCCCACCAAGGAUUGGCACGAGUCUACCAGCUCAAAAACCUACGAAAGGCUGCAUUUGACGAGAUGACAAAGUUGAUAGAGACGGCAUAUGGCAAUGCGUCAGCUUACGAGAAACGGUCAGAGUACUGUGACCGUGAGAUGGCCAAGAGUGAUCUCAACGUGGCCUCACAACUCGACCCACUGAGAACUUACCCCUACAGAUACAGAGCUGCUGUGCUGAUGGACGAUCAGAAGGAAGCAGAAGCUGUGGAAGAGCUAAGCAAGGCGAUAGCUUUCAAACCUGAACUGCAAAUGCUUCAUCUUCGGGCAGCGUUUCAUGAAUCCAUGGGAGAAAUUGUUGCUGCACUAAAGGACUGUGAGGCGGCACUAUGUUUUGAUCCCAACCACCUCGACACUCUUGACCUGUACAACAGGACCAAAGAAAGAGCCGCUCGGCAGGAUGAGAUUUGACUCGAUCAAGGCUAAUCCUUGUCUCUAUUUUUGUUUAUGAUGAUGGUCAAAGAAAGACGAAAGACGGCUAAGAAGAAAGUCGCACACUUGUCAUCUGGCCCACCAAGAUGUGGAAAUAGAAGCUCUGUGGCAGCAGGGUUCAUUGAAACAAUGGAGCUGAGUGCUGGAAGAGAGUGGUGGAAGAAUGGAACAUGGAGUAGCCAGCCUCCAUGGAAAUUGCAGGUUUGAAAGAAAGAUUCCACUCUCAGCUAUAGCUAGCAGCAGGCAAGGCAUUCAAAGGUGAAAGAAAGGUUCUUUCUGCUGUAACUUAAAGCUGUCAUUCUUCUCUCCCACAACCGUACAGUUUCUUUUUGCAGUUUUGUGUUAUUGAAUUUGGUCACACCAUUCAGCUUGUACAUAAAAACAGAGCUGACCAAGGAGAUAUAAAUUAAAACUUCAAUU